UUGCAUGACACCAGUAUCGGGAUUUUGCCAUAGCUGCGAUAUAAAAACGGUCGACUGUCCAUACAAAAAAAAAGAGUAUUAUCAUUUGUAUGCACAUGGAGGUGUUCCGGUAGCUUGUUGAUUGUACCACUACAGACUACAGUGUGGACGUCAACCUCGAAAUCAAUAUUAGUUUAUAGGCCUUGUAAUAGUUAUUCGACUUUUCCACAUGAUCUUCUCAAACGGAUAUUAAUGUGCCUAAUAUUUGUUUGUGUCUAGACAUGAAAUGAGGGUAUUUUCGUUCGUGGUAUCAACGCCUUUGGAAAAAUUUACAUGCAACGAGUCAUGGGAAUGCAUGUAGCUACAAUAUCAAAAGACAUUGCUGAGAUCCAUGUUCUUCAUCAGUUAGCAUUUGGAAAUCAGUUGAAAGUAUAAUGGGAGAGUAAAAAUGAAGUCAGUAUAAGGAUUACAAGACGUGUUACCUUCAGGUACCAUGGGGGCCUCUUGGCAUAAAGAGAAAAACAGGCAAACUGACAUAAUUCUUAGGAAAUUAAGCCCGAGGCGCAGACAGAAUUAUGAUAGGUACACCAAAGACGAAAGUGGCAAACCCGUGGUCAUUGAACUCAACGAGGAGGAAGAAAGAGAACGAAUGAAGAGUAUCGUCGUUCCUGACGGCGAUUUCCUCCUCUACUGGCUGACGGUGGUCAGCGUCGCUGUGGUGUAUAACCUCUGGGCGUUGAUCGCCCGCGAGGCCUGGCCUGCGCUUCAAGAGAAAAGCCGUGUCGGCUGGUUCCUUGCGGAUUACUUCUGUGACUUCAUCUACAUUCUGGACAUGGCGGUCCAGGGCCGUACGGCGUACUUGAAACACGGUCUCCAUGUCCUAGACGGACAGAAACUCUUGAGACAUUAUGUCAGAUCAUGGCAGGGCGUGGUUGAUCUCCUCUCCCUCCUCCCCACCGAUCUCUUCUACCUCCUUGAUACCAAACGUCUGCAUCCGAUCGUGAGAUGUCCGAGGUUACUUCGGGUCUACAGGUUCCAUCUCUGGUAUGUGAAAGUAGAGAGCAGGAUCCAGUUCCCGAAUGUCUUCCGAGUCUUCAAUCAUAUUCACGUGCUGUUGUUGGGCCUCCAUUGGACGGGUGCAGUUUAUUAUCUCAUCAGUAAAGCUAUUGCGGGGACUUCACCCACAUUUAAUGAUUGGGUAUACUCAGAACCCUUCGGGAGGAAUGCCUCAUUAGCUCAUAAAUACCUUGCUUCAUUCUACUGGUCAACGUUAACAUUGACCACGAUCGGUGACCUCCCGCCUCCUGAAAACGAAAUUGAGUAUUUCGUGCAAAUUGUUGGUUAUCUGGUCGGCAUAUUCAUUUUCGCUACCGUUGUCGGGCAAGUUGGUGCAGUCAUCGCGAAUCGAAAUGCUACGCGGAUGGACUUCGAGCGGCAAGUUGAUCAUGCUAAGCGGUACAUGCGAAGAAACAAUGUUCCAAGGCCACUGCAGUUACGGGUUCUGCGGUGGUAUGACUAUACGUGGGCACGAGGGGCCACGCAUGGGCAAUGUGACGUCAAUUCACUGGGACUCCUUCCCGACACACACCGUACAGAACUCGCACUUCAUGUCAAUCUUCAGACACUUAAAAGAGUUUCUCUUUUCAAAGUUUGUCCACCAGAGAUCUUGAAUGAUUUAGUACUCAGGAUGCAGUUCUGUAUCUGUACUCCUGGUGACAAAGUAUGCAAGAUGGGAGCCAUUGCUAAAGAGAUGUUCUUCAUUUCGGAUGGUAAAUUCAAGGUUACCGAUGACGCAGGUCGAGUAGUGGCUACUCGGGCAUCAGGCGAAUACUUCGGAGAGAUCGGCAUACUCAAUCUAAAAGAAAAUAGUCAUAGGAGAACGGCCAAUGUACAAUCUGUUGGAUUCUCCGAGCUUUUUACACUCUCUAAAGGUGAUAUUGUUGACGUGCUUAAAGACUACCCAGCGGUUAUGAAAAUGAUCCAGGAAGAAGGAAUGCGGAGACUCGCGACGAUGACGACACAAACGCCGCAGUCAGACGAAGACGAGGAUGAUGUUGGCGAUGUACACGAUGAAACAGAUAUUGACCAAGUCAGUAGUAUCACUGAAAUAAGUUCGUCUGACUCGUCAAUGGGAACUACGAUAAAGCAAGACGAAGAAUCGCAGGACGUUGGACAGAGCAUCACGAUGACCGAGCAGCAUCGGGCCAGCGUGGCGAGUAAUGGCCCCAUCGUGCCCGUUGCCCAUGUCAAGAAUAGGACAUCAUCAACUUACUCGGGACCUCAUGCGGUCGCGAUGAAAGAAAUGCUAGCAUCAAUUAAAAAAGCCGUUUCGGAAAAAAUCGACUCUUUCGGUGAAGUGGUAGGGAUGAUGGAGGAAGGAAACAAUGAUAUGCGAGAGAGACUUACAACGCUCCAACAAGAGAACGAAUCCAAAGACGCAAAUAUUCUAGCACUAGAGAAACGAAUCAUAGAAUUAGAAGUACCGGUGCAAGAAGCAACCAAAGAUAUGGAAGAGAAGAUGAGAACACUCCAACGGGAGAACGAAUUGAAGGAAGCAAAUAUCCAAACACUGGAGAAACGAAUCAAAGAAUUAGAGGAUUUAGUGAUGACAAGAUGAUAGUGACUGUAGACCUACCAGCUGCAGUGGCGUAGCCUGGAUCCAAACAUUGAGGGGGCGCCGGCAUGAUAGGGAGGGGGACCGGUCUUGCUCUGUCGAUAGACCAUGGGCACCUGGCAGGAAAUAAUUCCUUGAAAUACUAAAGCGCCAUUAUGAUAUUCAAAAUAAAGCCGAUGUAAUAAUUGCGGAGCGCCAUAAGUGUCAAAUCUGACAGCCAUAAGCGCUAUACAAGAACCCGAUACCAUUAUUAUUAUUAUUAUUAUUAAUGUUAUUAUUGUUGUUGUUAUUAUUAUUCUUGUGAUCAUUAUCAUUAUCAUAAUUAGUAUUAUUAUUAUCAUGUAGGUUAAGAAGGCCUUUGGGUAGUGUUAUUGUGUGGGAUAGGAUCGUGUCAUCCUCUCUUCAUGUCUCCCUGUCCUCACUUCUUCUCCUUAAAAAAUAAUUGUUACUUUUCUAGAUAUUAAAUGGUGGGGAGGGGGCUCCCGAGUGACCCCCAUUGUUUCCCCCUGGGCCAACUCUGGUACUGGUCAAGAAAACAAAAAAUAGACCCACUAUAUUACCUGUAAUCUUUGGUUUUAGUUUUAAGACUGUAUUUCGGGGAAAACUGUAGUUCUAAAUAUUAUUCCCAUUAUCAAUCCUCGUUUCUUUUGAGGUUAUGGAAAAAGAAAAUUGUAUAAUAAUUAAAUCCUUUGCUGAUAACCGCACAUACUUUUCAAACUUUAAAAAGCGCACACACGUCACACUUGUGAUACUGAAGAAAAUGUUUUCCCGUUUAUAUUGCGAUGCCCUUUUCUUUCUUUACUUAAUUCUAAAUAAAUAGGCUUUUCUCUGAAAUCUUCUUUGGGGAUAACAAUUCAUGUAAUUAUGUCGUUCCCUACAUAUAAUGUCAAUUCAAUUUGAUUUUGUGAAAUUUUCCCUUUCAUCAACCAGUGACGAAAACAGUAUUUUUUGAUCGUGCCUUUACUAAUUUUGAGAGAAGAAUGGCUGUAUGUCAGAGUUUAUAUUGCCGUCCAUUUAAUAUUUUAUGAUAUUCAAGUCAGCCGUAUAAUAAUGUGAAAAUUCUUGGCGCGUGACUUUGUCCUGUAGUUAUCAGGCCAUGUAAUGAUUGUAUUUUAACAUUUCAAUUUUACAAUUUUAAGCUAGUGCUAACUUGAACAAAAAUCUUUGUAUGUUAGAAAUGUGGUUGUGUGGUGUAUGCGCGUGUGGAUGUGUGAGUAUAUGUGUGACUAGUGCUUUUUUAUAUUACAAUUUUGUGUCGUAUACAGUCGUCAGAUCAGUUGAAAACAAUAAAGGCAAUAGUUCUAUCAUACAAUUUCUAUCAUCGUCCUAUAAAGUCAUCAUCAUCAUCAUCAUCAUCAAUAUCAUCAUCACC
This is a messenger RNA of Strongylocentrotus purpuratus (purple sea urchin), 3965 nucleotides long. Its product is annotated as cyclic nucleotide-gated channel rod photoreceptor subunit alpha-like. Gene Ontology annotation, cellular component: membrane. The transcript has 12 exons. Lineage: Eukaryota; Metazoa; Echinodermata; Echinoidea; Camarodonta; Strongylocentrotidae. Gene Ontology annotation, biological process: monoatomic ion transport; transmembrane transport. Gene Ontology annotation, molecular function: protein-containing complex binding; monoatomic ion channel activity. The coding region runs from base 473 to 2596 and encodes 707 amino acids. The record is from RefSeq and is a predicted model, not a curated record.